AUGGUUGAUUGUCUUUCAUGGCAUAGUUGCUAUGGAAGUAUACGUUCAUCAAAAUUUUAUCCAAAAGAAAAACGUUUUCUAUCAAAAAAACAUUCUGAUCAACAAUAUUGUAUACAAAAACAAGUUCAGAACAAUAUCAAUAAUAAAAGUAAUUUUAGUUGUGUUAAUAAUGAUACACAUUCAUUAAAAAAACAACGUAAUAUUAAUAAUAAUAAUAAUAUAUCACCAUCACCAAUAGAUGAACAAAAUAAUUCACUUGAAUUUUAUAUAUUUGAUAUAAGUCGUGAACGUAAUCUUCAUUUAAAUACUUGUUUAAAUGAUAAACGUUUAUUAAUUUUUUCAAAUAUUUCAAAUGGAUUAUAUAAAAUAGGUCUUCGAAAUGGAGAUGUUUUAAUAUUUCUUAAUGAACAUAAUAUUCUUAAACCACCAAUAGCAUUAACAAUUGAUCGUGUUAAAUCAGAAUUUAUUACUUUACGUCGAAAAAAUAAAUUAAUUCAAAUUGGCAUAUGUCGUAGUUUAGAUCAAUCUUUAUAUAAUAAUAUAACAAUAAAACAUUUAGGUAUAUUAAAAUUUCAUGAAUUUGAAAAUUUAUCACAAAAUGAAGAAUUAAUUGAAAAUAAAAAAUUAUCAUCAACUACUGAUUCAAAUAGACUUUCAAAUUUAUUUUCAAUUAAAAAAAAAUCAAUGUCAAUUGAACAACAACGAAAUUCUAAUACUUAUAGAGAUAGUGGUUUUGUUGAAACAGAUAUUGAUCAUAGUUUUACAUCAAAUUCUAAUAAACAUCGAAGUUUAGCAUCACCAGAAUUAAGUGAAGAAGAUGAUUCAAUGGCUACACAAAAAUCAUUUGAUUUAUCGGAACAAUCUAUGAAAAAAAAAACAAAGACAUCAGAAGAUCAAGUUAAUAUUCAAUCAGAAAAAUCGCCGACUGGAAUUUCUUCACAUCAGUUAUUGAAUAAAUAUCGUCAAUGUCAACGUAACAAUUUACCGACACAAAUUUUAACUGAUGCAUGUUUUAUAUAUCGUCGUCAAAUAAUAAAAAAACCAACAUCAAAUGCUAUGAUUAUUCGUGGUCGUGAAAUAGCUUAUCAAGCAGCAAAUUCUCCAACAAUACCAUCUUCAAUGCCAAAUUAUACAGAUGAUCAAAUUCGAGAACUUUAUGGUGAAUUAGAUAAAAAAACACGUCGUUUACAAGAAAAUGAAUAUAUUUUUCAUACACCAAUGAUAGAUGCAUGGAAUGAAAAAUCUCCAUGGACAAUAACUUCAUCUAUUAAAAAUCAAUUAACCGAACAAUGUCCUUUACCUAAAUUUCAUAUUGAUAAAAAUGAACAUACAAUUCUUAUGAAUACAUAUUUAUCAACAGGUUUAAGUAAUCCAAGAAUAAUACAAAAUACAUCUAUUGAUACAAUCAAUGAUAAAGAAAUAAUUCAUGGUAGUUUUCGUACAUCAAUUGGUGAUCGUACAACAAUUAGUCCAUCACCACUUUUACUUAAUGUUAAUUUUGAUUAUAAGACAUUAAAAACAAUAUCAACAAAUUUAGAUAAUCAAUCAACUUUUUUAGAAAAUAUUCAACAAAAAACAUCAAUCAAUUCAAUUGAAAAACCAUGUGAAACAAUUGAUUCAGCUUUAUCAUCAUUUGAUUUACAUAAGAAUAUAGAUCAUCAUUCUUCACCAAAACAUCUUAAUGAAAAAUUAAUAAAAUCAAAAAAUAAUAUAAAAUCAACAGUAAAAACUUCUGAAACGAUGGAUAUGGAUAGUUUAAUUGAUCUUGAUGAUGAAACAACAAUAUCUUAUAAUACAGCUGAUGAAUUUCAUAUGGAAAUUGAUCCUGAUUCAUUAGUUACACAUAAUGAUUUAUUAAAUAUUAUUAAAAUAUCAGAAAAUAAUAAUUAUUAUAAUUCAUCUAUAUCAACUAAUCAAAUAAAUCAACAAAAUAUAUUAACAAAUAAUUUUUCUGAACUAAUAGAUACAUUCAAUCAUACAGAUAAUCAAUUAUUAUCAAUAAAACAUCAAGAAAAUUUAUUACAAUAUGAACCAACAUUAACAUAUAAUAUUGAUCAUUUAAUAAUAAAAGAUGAUGAUAUAGAUAAACAUUCAUCUAUGGAAAAUCUUAUUAAUAUAGUUUAUGAUAUGAAUAAAAAACAAUCAAAUAUUGAUCAUUCAUCUAUUAUUUCAAAUGAUAUAACAAUACAAACUGAAAAAGAACUAAAAAUUAAUGAACAAGAUUCAAAUGAUUAUUCUUUCAAAGUUUUAACAGAUAAUCAAAAUGAAUCGAUAAAAGUUAGUAAUUCAAAUCCUAUAGUCUAUCAAACUUUAUCAACUCCAUCUGAAAAAUUAACUUAUGAAUCAUUUAAUGAAAUUAAUAAUUUAGACAGUAUCACUCAUGAAGUUGAAUCAUUAAUUGAACCUGAACAAAAUGUAAAUGUAAUAAAAUCAGAUCUUUCAUCAAUUAAUAAUUUAUCUCAAAUAUUUAAUAAUUCUUUUUUAAAAAAUCAAAAUGAUCAUCAUCAUCAUCAUAAAUCAUUAUUUAAUGAAGAAAAUGAUAAAUAUUGUCAAAAAAUCAGUGAUAUUGAUGAAGAUUUUGAAGAAUUAUAUCAACGAUAUGUAACUAAUAUUGAUCAAUAUCAAACAAUGUUACAAUCAAUUGAUAAAUUCGAACAAAAUCAACAUAUAUUAACACCUAUAAGUGAAGAAUCAACAACAUUAGGUGAACGUACUAUUGAAGAUAAAAUUAUAAAAGCUAAUAAUAAUGAACAAUAUUGUUUAAUAUUAACUAUACAACGUCAAUCAAAUCAUAUAGGACAUUAUGGAUUUGAAUUAGCACAAACAAUAGAUGGUAAUAUAAUAAUAUCUUCAAUUAUUGAUUCAAAUUAUUGUCCAAAUUUAUGUGUUGGUGAUGAAAUUAUUUCUAUAAAUAAUAUUUCAACAUUAAUAACACUUGAACAAUGUUAUUUAUUAUUUCAUUCAUUAUGGUAUAAUCAAUGUGAAUAUGUACAAAUAAUUGUUAAUAAACCAACUUAUAUUUCAAUAAUACCAAGUAAAUAA
Rotaria sp. Silwood1 is the source of this 3042-nucleotide messenger RNA. The record is from the annotation of a GenBank genome assembly. Lineage: Eukaryota; Metazoa; Rotifera; Eurotatoria; Philodinida; Philodinidae.